AUGAAUUGCGCCUUCUUUCGGUUCAAAGACGGCGCCACAUCAUCCCAGUCGCUCGCUGCUCGGCCCGAGCUAGAACAGGCACUUGAAAUAACGGCCUCUACGAUCACUAACCUGUAUCAAUCCACCGCAGCUACUCCCAAUCCGGAAGGCGAGCGAGGGGAUACCAGUAUCCCAUCACCCCCAAACCCGCCCGACACCGAACAGACAAGCUCAGCCGACGUCACCACCACGCCAGCCAACGACCAGGAGACGAUCCAGCCCACCAGUCCACCUCAUCAGCCCAGCGAGCUCCCAUUCGGCUACACACUGACAUUCGACGACGACGACACCUCAUCGCACGAAGAAGAGGGGCGCUCCAUCAUCUCCACCUACAAUACGCCUUCGCCCACCGCCUUCCCCACCAUCCAACCCCCCUUCACCUACUCCUUCCACGAACCCACCUUCGGCGCCCGCCUCGAGCGCGCCGCCCUCGAACGCGCCUUCCACGUUCUCUCAACCGCCUCAAUACGGCCAGCCGAGUACCAGCGCCUCUUCCGCAUCUGCCGCCACUUCACCACCCACGCAUCCCUGCUCUCCCUCAUCACCACUGCCCUAAGCUCCCCCGCCAUCCGCCCCUUCAGCGCGCUAACGCUACACCUGGGCGGCGCGGGUCUACACUACUUCCACGACUUCUCUGCUUCCUCCUCCUCCUCCUCCUCCUCCCCCUUCUCCGCUGCCUCCUCCUCCUCCUCUUCUGCCCCCUCCGCCGACAUCGACGUCGACAUCGACGUUGACAGAGGGUCGGUACCACUAAUCCCCCGCACCCCGGCCGACAACAUCCGCACCGCCCGCGCCGCGCUGCGCGGCCUCGGCCUGCGGCCGACGCCGGCGCUGGAGGCCGACGUUGCACUGUACGCGGGCGUGUGGUUGAACAGCCACGACGUCGAGCGGUGGCUGGCGGGCGCGCUGGGCGUGCGGGGCGACGGUGUUGUCGGACCGCGGGAGUCGGUGGUCAAGGUAGAGAGGGGUGUGCUGGAGCGUGUGGUUGGAGGAGGCCUGCAGCCGCAGCCUGCGGCGGGGGAGGAGGAGCAGCAGCAGGAGGAGGAGAUGACGAUGCAAGGCCUGCUGGAUGGCGAGUGCGAGAUUGCUGUGCAUAGUUUCAGGGGGGCUGUGGAGGGGGUUGGAGAGGGCGUUACUGUCCAGCUCGCAGAGGAGCUGGGCGAUGACGAGUGGGAUCGCUUCUGCGAUGUGUCUACGCCGUGGAUGGUGGUGGACGAGGGCGGCGCGGAGGAGGUGGUAAACCCGGCGGUGGGAGGGGGAGAAAGGGUUGCGGUUGAUUUGGAUAGGUUCAUUAAAGGCGGGCCGGAUGUGUUGGAAGUGGCCCAGGAUUCCAUCUUGAAGAUGUACACUCAGCACUUCGUAGUGCAGUCAUUAGCCUGUAGUGCUUAG
Molecule: messenger RNA, 1428 nt
Organism: Lasiodiplodia theobromae
Lineage: Eukaryota; Fungi; Ascomycota; Dothideomycetes; Botryosphaeriales; Botryosphaeriaceae
Product: Bzip family transcription factor
Exons: 2
Coding region: 1-1428 (475 amino acids)
Source: RefSeq, a predicted model, not a curated record